Aspergillus heteromorphus CBS 117.55 is the source of this 2408-nucleotide messenger RNA. RefSeq lists its product as uncharacterized. Lineage: Eukaryota; Fungi; Ascomycota; Eurotiomycetes; Eurotiales; Aspergillaceae. The record is from RefSeq and is a predicted model, not a curated record. Gene Ontology annotation, cellular component: plasma membrane; fungal-type vacuole. Gene Ontology annotation, biological process: borate transport; transmembrane transport; monoatomic ion homeostasis. Bases 248 to 2287 code for a protein of 679 amino acids. Gene Ontology annotation, molecular function: solute:inorganic anion antiporter activity; borate efflux transmembrane transporter activity. The transcript is spliced from 3 exons.
GAAAGGUCGCUCGAGAUAUCGCUAUCCUGCCAUUGCUCGGGAAGAGAAUGCGACAACAUUCCCGCAUGACCAGGUUAUUUAUCACCCCCAUACCUCGGGCAGGCUGACGUGGUUAUCGGAAAGAUACCGGUAAGCGUUGGAUCGGAUACGUCAUGACGGCCAAGGCGGCAUCAAACCAACACCAACCCCUCCAGCUCCCCAUUUCCUCCCCACAUUCUCCUCUCUACCAUGACUCCGAAGACUCAAAAUGCCUUUGAUUUCGGCUUUCCGUCCGCCGUCUACGCGUGUCUCCUCACUGCGUCACAGAUCCCGGAGACAACGGAGAUCCCCAAAACGAGCACACAAUCAUGAGCUAGACCGACACCACGACGAUGACGAGGAGGACGAAGAAGAAGGCCACGAUGCACAUUCUAUCAUCACCCCCUCCAAACAUACACCAAAGGCAUUUCGGGUCCUACGGGGCUCCGUCGCUUCCGGAGGGCCAUUGCGUCCAUUUCGACUGGUAAAGCAAGACCUCACCAACCUGCGCCGUCGAUAUAUCUCCGACUGGACAGUGUUCAAUCAGUUGAUAUUCGCCAGUGCGGUCUAUGUAUUCUUUACAAACCUCCUUCCUGGGAUCACGUUUGCGAGUGAUCUUUACGUAGAGACGGGUCAGAACUGGGGAACAAUCGAGGUAGUGUUCAGUACUGGGCUGUGUGGGGUCAUCUUCUCAUUGUUCUCCAUCCAGCCAUUGACUAUCCUUGGCGUGACUGGUCCCUUCUCAGUCCUGGCCGAGAAUAUCUAUGCAUUAUGCAACGAUAUUUUCGAGGUUCCUUUUCUACCGUUCAUGGCGUGGUCUCUCAUCCACGCUGGCUGGCUUCAUUAUGUGCUAGCCAUAAUAAACGCCCAUGACUGGACCAUGCGCUACGUCACCACCUUUGCAACGGAGAUCUUCUCCCUCCUCAAUAGCAUCAUCUACUUCCACAAGGCCAUCCAGGAGCUCGAGCGAGCCCACGAAAGCCUCUCCUUUGCGGCAUUCUUGUACGCUGUCAUAGGGGCCGUGGGAACGAUGCUCCUCGCAAUCUUCCUUUCCACAGCGGAAAGCUGGCGCCCGUUGUUCCAUCGGUAUAUCCGAAUGGGCUUAACCGAGUACGCUGCGGCAAUCUCCAUUAUCAUAUUCAUCGGGCUCCCCCACGUCGGGGAGCUAGCCAACCUGGACAAGAUGACCCUUCCCGUCAGCACCUCGUUCAAACCAACUUCUCCCAGCCGCGACAAAUUUUUCAUCGAGUUCUGGCACCUUCCCGUUAGCUGGGUAUUUGCCGCCAUUAUCCCGGGAAUCAUAAUCACGAUUCUCUUCUUCUUCGACCACGAAGUUAGCUCCAUCAUCUGCACGAUCGACCGCUACGGAACCCGGAAACCAGGCGGCUUUGCGUGGGAUGUUGUCCUUCUCGGCACCACAACAGCCCUAUGCGGUAUACUGGGCAUACCACCCGCCAACGGCCUCCUUCCCCAAGCACCUUUACACUCCGAAUCCCUCAUGCAUAUCGAAAAAGAACAGCGCGUCAUCACCGUCGACGGGGAAGAAAAAGUCGAGACGUACGAAGUGAAAAGGGUCUAUGAACAACGCUGGUCAUCCUUCCUCCAUUCAGCUGCUAUUCUCUGUUUCAUCAGUCCCCCAUUCAUGAUAGUCCUGGGCCUAACCCCCACCAGCGUCUUGGCAGGACUAUUCAUGUUCAUGGGGGAGCAGAGCCUAUCCGUCAACCCCAUCCUCUAUCGAACAUUCUACCUCCUCACCCCGCCCUCCGAACUCCCCCCUCUCCCCCCCUCUCUGGCAUCAAUACAAACCACCCCCGACGACACCUCCCCACCACCCUCCCCCUCCUACAUUCCUAUCCACCUUUACACCCUCCUCCAGAUCAUCAUCACCGUAGCCAUCUUCAUCCUCACCCUCACGCGUGGCGCCCCUGCAUUUCCCGUCCUCAUUGUCGCCCUGGUCCCCUUCCGUCUCCUUGUCAUGAAGCGUUGGUGGCCGCGCGAGGUCCUCCGAUUCGUAGACGCGUGGGCAUGCAGAGAGGGCACACCCGAAGAUGACGAAGAUGCCGAGACGAAGAUCCACGAGGAGCAAACCAGCGGGGUGCUGGUCGCGCAGGAAGUGCUUUCAGAUCCCAAGGCUGCCGCCGUGGGUGAGGAUCGGAGGUCGGGCGAUUUAGGCACAGCUCGGUGUGGAGGCGACGAAACGGGGAAUGAGUGGAUCGAGCUGCGGGGCUGGGAACGGACGGAUGAGGAGUCUGGGAGGUCGGUUGAGUGAGCGAGUGUCUUUACUGGACUGGUCAUCGUUAAAUGGAUUUACGUGAGAGCGGUUGGAUAGAGUAAACGAGGUGAACGUACAUGACUACAAAAACGUCUAGCACACAUACACAUACACACAC